AUGGUAUUUGUCAAUUGUGCGAGAUAUCGAUGGUUGUUUCCAUCACCACUUGUGAUGGAGAGGAUAGACCUCAAACCGGAUGGAUUUGCGACCCACCGUGGAAUGUUUCGUGUCAAGCCAACACCGAAAGAUGGAUUGCAGCGCCCGAAUGGCUUUCGAUUUGGAGUAGCAGAGGAAAAACUAUUCGACUGCAUCAUUUUCCCUGGAUUUAAGACUGGAAGCGCUGUUUUCUUUGAUCGGCGCUCGUUUUAG
This is a messenger RNA of Peronospora belbahrii, 252 nucleotides long. NCBI's taxonomy places the organism in Eukaryota, Oomycota, Peronosporomycetes, Peronosporales, Peronosporaceae. The record is from the annotation of a GenBank genome assembly.